Stylophora pistillata is the source of this 3489-nucleotide messenger RNA. RefSeq names its product centrosomal protein of 72 kDa. Gene Ontology annotation, molecular function: protein binding. NCBI's taxonomy places the organism in Eukaryota, Metazoa, Cnidaria, Anthozoa, Scleractinia, Pocilloporidae. The record is from RefSeq and is a predicted model, not a curated record.
CAGAAUUUGAUCGCCAUUCUUCCGCAAAUCCUGAGAGACCUUUAGAGAGGCUACCCCUGCCUAGAUCUGACAUGAUUCAUAAUCUUGCUCCUCAUCCAUCAGUGCUAGAGGAUGAUGAUGUGGCAGUCCUGGAUCUUAUUACAUGCACUGGUGGAGACUUAAAACAACCGAGAGGGAUAUCUGGCUCAACAGCGAGGGUGCCUGAUGCUGAAGAUUAUACUAGAGAUGAACUCCACAAGAUGUUUCCAUCAAUCGCAGGACCUACCAGGCACAAGUCAGAUCUAAGAGCCUCUUCUCAGGAUUUAAGAGCGCAAAAGGAUAGAGUGUAUGUUCAUUUUGCGGAUGAUAAAAUACGACCAUCUGAUAAUCCAAAUCUGAAAUACACAGAUGAAACAAAUGCUAACACAACAAUAUCCACAAGAGGACAUUUCACACCAAAUCCAAGGGUAACAAAUCAUAUUACGACACCCAGGGGCAGCACUUGGUCACAUGAUCCAAGAUAUGCCCCAGAAGACCCUACAUCUGACAGGUCUGUUAAUUAUAAGGAUGACUUUCCCAGAACACAAGAAAGAGGACAAGACAUGAGUGUACCAUUGUCAGCAAGGUCAUAUGAACUGUCACCUUCUAGAAGACUACAACCUUCUCCUAAACAAUCACAAGGACCUCUUGCAGACAAGUUAGGUCCAGGAGGUGAUAUAAGCAGCCAAAGAGAGAUGCCAAUACAUGACUCUUUUGCAAACUCAACAAAAACGGUAACUGCAGACACUUCAGGUUCUUUAGAUCAAGAAGGACUCUUACACAAACUUCUUGACUUAGUGGACAAGUACUGGAAUGGAUCCAAAUCACUUCAUAGCCACUCAAAGUUUCAGAGUCUUGCUCAAAAACUUCUUUCUUCCUACUCACCAGCUUCCAUGGAAAGAGCACAUUUGACACCAUCACAUGAUAAUGAUAAACUACAAACAGAACUGAAGGAAAGAACAGCAGAAAUAUCAAGACUACGUGACCAAAUGUCACAACAGCAAACUGAACUGGAACAAUUGCGUAACAAGCUAAAAAGUCACGAGGGAUUAAAGGGUUCACUUGAUGGUGCCUCACAUGAGCUGGCCUCAGUGAGAUCAAGACUUCUGGAGUUUCAGGAGGAGAAUAGUGCCCUGCAAUCUAAAAUAACUGCUUUAGAAGUUACCUCCCAUGGUGCCUCAGAGCAAGAAAAACUUAUAGGUGAACUUCAACACAGAAAUCUCUCACUUCAGGAACAAGUCAAAUCUCUCAGCCAGCAGGUUCAACAACAAAACAUUAAUCUGGAGCAAUUACAAGAGCUCACAAACAUGCUCCAAGAGAGCCACAGAUCAUUAGUUUCCACCAAUGACCAUUUGCUGCGAGAACUGGACGAGGCACGGCAGCGCCAUCAACAUGAAGUUCACCAGAUGCACUGGAGCUAUGAUAAUCUUAAAAAGACAAUUGACUGGUUACCAAAUAGUGUCAAGUAACAUCAAGACAAGAACAGAUAUCUCUUCCUUUGAUACUGUAAAGAUGUUUGCUUACAAAAUAACAUAAAAUUAUUUUAUGUGAUAAAGAAAGAGUACCUUGUGAUAAAGAGAGAGUACCUUGCAUUUUAAAGCUUGUGUGACUAUUUUUUGCCCAAGUUUAAAAAUAUUAUGAAGAAUCUAUGAACUAUAACUUUCAAUGAAAGUCUAAAAUCAUUUCCUAAUUUGAAAGCUUGGAAUGUAAAACUUUUUUGUUACAAUGUAUUAUUCUGUUUGAUUGUACAGCACUUAAUUUAUUCAGGCAUUAUGUGCAUAUCAACUUAAAGUUAUCCCUUCAACCAUUAUGUGUAUACACCCCAUUAUCAUAAUCAUUAUCAUCAUUUUUUUUUUCUGUGCAGGGAGGUAGGGAGGUAGGGAGCUGUACAUACCUACGCAUUCAGUAAUAUUUUUAUAUGUCAAUUAUUUUCACUCAUUAGUGUGUCAGCCUGAUUCUCAGAUGCUAGUUUGCCAUUCUGCUCAUAAAAUAAUCAUGUCAAACCAGUGUGUGUAUGCAUAGUGUAUUAUAAUAAAGUAUCCCUAAGUUUGUAGUGGUGAUAUUAUCACUUCUUAUUUCUUUUGUUGUUGUUAUUAUCAUCUUUAAAUCUACAGAGUUGGUACCAUGUUAUUAGGGAGACAGGUCAGGCAGGGACGUGUCAUAGUUUUAUCAUUUGUGCUUGUAGGUCUCUUAGAGGGGAAACGAUCAAUUAAUAUAAAUGUGGAAGAUAUUUGGUGACAAGAACUUUUUUCUCAGUUUUAUUUGUUGUGUUUCUUAAGAAUUACUCCACUCAACUUCAAGGUUGUCAUAACAUAUAUAUUUGAUUAAGUGCCCAACCUUGAAUAAGCACCCUUCCUGUUGAAAGGAAAAGUUAAUAAACAACCCACAUAGGAUAUGAUAGACAGGCACACAGCCAAAAAAAUGCUGCAAUCAUACCUUUCCUCUAUUUUUCCAAGUCAGAACAAGAAACUCCCAAUUCUCAGAAAAAGCUGCCUUUUUUCUCAUUUCUGUUUCCCUUAGUUUUGCAACAAAGCAAUAUGAGGGCAGCAGGGCUGGAUAGCUUUUCCCACACAGGCUCAUUUCAACCCAUCCUGCCCAGUGCAAGUCUGCUUUCACUAUGGUUAUCUAUUGGAUUGCAUAAUAGGGGCCUGAUGGGUCAUAUAAUCAUAUACAAUAAGAUAUUUACCAAAUUAGGGUUUAGGCACACAAUCAUGUACCUCAGCUAGCCUAAGAAAAGUUUUCAGGCCCUAAUGAAAUCCCUAAUUGUUUGUGCUUUUUCUUGAGGACUAAAAGCAAAUAACAGUACAGAUUUUUAAUUGAGUUGUCAUUAUAUUCUCUUAGAGAGAAUGAAUAGAAAGUAUUUUUCUGUGUAAUGCUUCCUAAGAAUUUGCCCCAGCGUGGCUUAAGUAGCUGCUAGGGGGUUUCCUACUGAUCCCGCACCAUAUCAAUAGAUGGUAACCACUGACAUAUGAGCCACAACCUUUUUCAGUAAAUUCUCUCGACUAAUCAGGGGUGCAGCUUAUAUGCAAGAACAUCUUUAAAAUGUGCUGCAAAUUUGCAGAAAUUAUCACAAUCCAUGGAAAAUUUAUUAGCAUAUUAAAUGCCAUUUGUUUUAAGUAAAACAACCAUUCGCUCCGAUGAAGGGCUAACGCUCGAAACGUCAGCUUUUGUAAUCGUUACGGUGGCCAAUUUAGCAUUUCAACUUUGUUGAUAUAUACAAAUUAUUAUGUUUUAAGUAAAAGUCUAUCGAAAAUUGGACAGGAAUGAAACUAGUACUAGUUGAAAACUACCAGGGUAAGAUAAAACUUAUAUCUAAGUCAGCAAAUGUUGUCCAAACCAUAUCUGCAAAAAUUAUCAGUCAUUGGUAACAUUGCCAAUGUUUGUGACUUUAGGCCCCAAUUUCAAAGCAGCAACCAAGAUAAAGUAACCUGCUCAAGACUUCACUCGUGAUUUCUUUUCAAAAAUGUUUUC